GUCGUACACAGGGCGUCUGCUCUUGGCUACCUGACGCAGAAGAAAUCCCAGUUUGGUCAAGCCGGGUCGUGUUCGGAUUGAGACACAGCUCCCGAAAAAAUGCACGAGAGACACAGUGGUUGCUAGCUGUUACAUGGAGAUUCCGGAAACGUUUGAAACACGCGGCAUGCUUCAUUCAUCACUAGCAACACCGUUCGGCAGGUGCCACGUGCGUAGAGACAGAACGGCGUGACGCGGAACCGUGUCGUUUUUGCCGCUGCGUGCGUGGCGCAUGCGCAGUCGACGCCGCGUGUUGCUGUGGCCUGGGUAGGCACGUGUUUAUCAGCGCUCAGUCCUCGGCGGUCAGCUGAGGGGAGCGGUCGCUUGUGUUGCUGUCCCUGUGCGCGGUCCGGACUGUAGACGUUGUGUCGCGAGCCACCAACAUGUCGGAAAAUCACAUCACGGCGGACGGGGUCAAGUACAGCCCCGUCAGAAAGUCUGCUGACGACGAGAUGAAGGAGCCAUCCAGGUGUUCCCCCGCAGCCCUCUAUGCUGUGGCUGCAGUAUUAUCCCUGCUAACAGCGGGCUUCGUUGUUGGAAGCGUCGUCAUGUGGGGCACCAACGUCUUCGAGGAUGCAGUCCUACAGAAUCUCGUGAUCAGGAACGACACGCAGACGUUCCAGUGGUGGGUGGAUCCCCCGGUGCAGCCGCUGGUGCGAGUCUACAUCUUCAACUACAGCAACGCGCUUGAGUUCGAAGCCGGGAGUGUGGAGAAGCUACAUGUCAACGAAGUGGGGCCUUUCGCGUUCAGGCAACACUUGCACAAAGUAAACGUAGCUUUCACGAACAAUGGCACUGUCCGGUACCAGGAUGAUGCGUCCUUCACCUUUGUGCCCGAGUUGUCUGUUGGCGGACUCAACACCACGAAGCUGCGUCUCAUCAACAUGCCGCUGGUGAGUGCCAUAUCGAUGCUGCGGAAAAGUAGCUACUGGACACAGUUUGGGGUGAAGGCAGUGAUGGCCAAAUCUCCAUUCCUGCACUUGGAUGUGGAAGAGUUCUUGUGGGGCUACCAGGAGGCCCUCAUGACACUCUCCAGUAUCUUCUCCAUGUUUGGACUGAGCCCCUCAGAUAUGCGCCUUGGCUUCCUGGAGGCUCGUAGCGGCAUUGGACGUUCAAUGAUAGAGGCAGAGACAGGAGCCCGUGACAUGAAACAGCUGGGCGUAAUUGUGUCUGUUGAUGGCGAACCACGACUGCGUGCUUGGGGUGACACAGAGUGCUCCCGUGUAGAUGGUACUGACGGUUCCAUGUUCCCACCACACCUUGUCGAGCAGCGUGCUCCACUCUACCUGUUCAACAAGGAGCUCUGCCGUCGGCUGCCCCUUGAGUUUGAAAAGGAUCUCGUGGUGAACGAUAUUCCUGCAAGACGGUACAGGCCUCCACGAAAUGUGUUUGCAAGGGGUGACGUCAAUCCUGAAAAUGCUUGCUUCUGCCAGAGUGAUGAGUGUCCACCCGGAGGAGUGUUCAAUGCUUCACCGUGUGCCUUUGGUGCACCAAUCAUGGUAUCACUUCCCCACUUCCACCUAGGAGACAAAGAACUGCUUGAAGCAAUUGAGGGUAUGAAUCCAGACCCAGAAAAACAUGACAUUUAUCUAGAUAUUCAUCCAACACUUGGAGUUGUGAUGAGGGGUAAAACGAGCCUCCAGUUCAAUGUAAGAGUUGAAAAAUCAAAAGUACUGACACAACUGGACAGGUUUUCUGAAGGAAUGAUACUACCAAUUGCUUGGAUGGAAGUAGCCAUGAAUGAACUUCCUCCUGACCUGCAUUCAAUACUGUACAGCGCAACACAUACUGUGAACCUUGCACGCCAGAUCCUCCGCUGGGGUCUCUUAGCAUUGGCUGUGCUGUGUUUUGUGAUGCUGAGUUGUACUCUGCAUAAAUACAGGUCAGAGAUGUGCAGCACCAGAAGGACAGAGAGUAAAGACCAUGUACUCAAGCCACUGUAGUGUGAAGUCAGAGGUGCCUACAUCUGGGAGUGCAUUUCUUCAGAGUGCUACAGAGUGUAAAAAUAAUUGCGAGUUUAAAGUUUUGCAUGAACGAUACGUGCAGUGUCGGAACUGCAAAUUCUCGCUGAUACUAUAUCAAAUAAUGACUGAGAGUUGUGUUCUGAUGACUUUCUUCAUUGUGAGUGUUGUCUGGCAUUUGAGUAUAGUUUUCAAAAGAAACUGUAAAAGUCAGAAAUAUGUUUGUGGAAAUGCAAUAUAUUUUGGGUGUUUGACAGGUUAAUAUCAGCAUAAUGUCAGUGAAAUGUAACAAUAAUCAUUAUAAUGUUGUCCCACACUUCAUUAUUUUGAAAUGCCGUAACUUUUCAACUUCCCUAACAAUGUGCUGCUUUGAACAGUAUUAUGGAAGUCUAGAAUCUUAUGAAAACAUUUUCACAAACAUAGAACUUUUAAAGUUGUUCACUUUCGAUACUCUCGAACAACAUAAAUGUGUCAUUAAACAAAGGAACUUAAAACAGCUAUUUCUCACAAUAGAUUUGUGAAGCUGCAUUGUAUUUGUGGAAAAGUUUCUUCGUGAAUGAACACAGUAUUCAAACAAAUGACUCCAUUGCUGUAGACACACCAGUUUUUGCAAAUAUGAACUGCACAAGCCUAUCAGUGUGUCAUAGUCACUAGCGUGUUUGUGAAUUUUCGAAUACAAGGAAAAGCAUAACUUUACUUGUAGUAUCCAAAGAAGACAACACUUCAGUAGCGGCCAUCAAAAAGCCAUAUUCAUAAUUAGUUGCAGAAAUACUGAUCAUCGAGUUCUAUAUUCAACUCUAUCUUGUCAACUGAUUCAUUCCAAUGGUUUCAGUUUUGUCUUGUAUAAACAACAAUGUCAGUAUGGUUAUAUAUGAAUUUAAAUAAACAGAAGUCAAAGCAAAUGACUUCAUUAUAAGGUUAUAAUGUACAACAUAUAAAUUGUAUGCAGCUUAUUGCUGUAACUCCUGUACACUAUUUAUGUUAGACCUCAAUUUGCAUUGUAUUCUUGUUAUAUCUGUCAUAAAUGUGCCAUAUCUCUCUGGUGCUUAAAGCCAAAAUGAAAUAUUUUCCUGGAAUAUUUGAUCCUAUUCAAACAGCUUUUGUGGCAAUUUCUUGGUAGCAUAUACUACACAAGCCCUUUUUGGCUGAUUUUUUACAAAAUAUAUUUUUAUAAUUGUAUUUUUGCCACAAAUUAUUUUAUGAAUGUUUGCAGAAGGAUUUAAAAUACAUCCAUUUAAACUUCUCUAAUGUUGCAAAGAGAUUUGUUUUAAAAAUCUGGCUUUACUCUGAAAGUACUAUUGGACAUUAACUUCACAUUCGAGCUAUAUCACAUCAUCAAAGUAAAAUUUACCUGUUAUAUGCAGAGCUACGUGUUAAUAUUUUUAUCACUAAAAUAAAUGUAAUUGCUUCCAUAUAUUUUGAGACAAACAUAAUUUUUGUACUUGCAUUGUUCUAUAUUUGAAAAUGUAUUUGCUUGUUUGCUAUAAAUUAUUAUUUUUUUGUA
Schistocerca gregaria is the source of this 3504-nucleotide messenger RNA. Its product is annotated as lysosome membrane protein 2-like. The transcript is spliced from 10 exons. Lineage: Eukaryota; Metazoa; Arthropoda; Insecta; Orthoptera; Acrididae. Gene Ontology annotation, molecular function: scavenger receptor activity. The record is from RefSeq and is a predicted model, not a curated record. Bases 423 to 1982 code for a protein of 519 amino acids. Gene Ontology annotation, cellular component: membrane; cytoplasm.